UGAAUCCAGGCUACGCGUUACCUCUGACAUCUCGGGAGCUUUUUCUUCUACUCUUCUGAAAGCCUCUGACCUGCUAACCAUCUCGGCCCCUCUUCCUUCCACCGACGGCGUUAUGAGUACAAAGCUGUGGACAGAGGAGCAGUUUAACUGCCCCGUGUGUCUGGAUCUGCCAAAUGAUCCUGUCACCAUCCCUUGCGGUCACAGCUACUGCAUGGCCUGCAUUAAGGACUACUGGAGUAAGGAUGACCCCAAAGGGAUCUACAGCUGCCCCCAGUGCCGCCAGACCUUCUGCCCCAAGCCCUCCCUGUCCAGAAACACCAUGCUGGCAGAGGCUGUGGAGCAGCUCCGCAAAGGGGCCCUCAAAUCAGAAGUACGUGAAUCCAUCCGAAGCGCCCGAGGGGUCCCCUCCUCCUCAUCUAGAGCCAAAGGCAAGCUCUCCUCCUCAGCCGUGCCGUGUGACAUGUGCAAAGAUGAACAGCGAGCGGCAGUCAAGAGCUGCCUGGUGUGUAUGAGCUCCUACUGCGAGGCCCACCUGAAGCCCCACCAGACCAAGAAAACCCUCAAGCAGCAUGAGCUCAUCCCACCCACAGGCAAUCUGUCUGAGAAGAUCUGCACCCAGCACAAGUACCUGCAGGAGUUCUUCUGUCGACAGUGCAAAAUGUUCAUCUGCUGGCUGUGCACCAGCAACCAGCACAAAGGCCACGAGAGCGUGUCCACCAAGGUCGAGAGGCUGGAGAAACAGAAAGUGCUAUCUGAGCUGCAAGCAGAGAACCAGCAGAAGCUGAGAGAGAGAGAGCAGGAGCUGAAAGACAUGAAGAAGAUGAUGGAGCAGAUGAAGCGUUCUGCUGACACGGUGCACGACGACACGGAGCAGGUGCUGUCGGAGCUGCUGCGCUCAGUGGAACGUCUGCAGGAGCUGCUGGAGGAGGUGCUGGAUCAGGCCAACCAGGAGAAGAUGGGCCACGCUCAAGAGGUUGCAGAUAGCCUGGAGGCCGAGAUCAAGGAGCUGAAGAGAAGGGACACUGAGAUGAAAGAUCUGGCAAGCUGUGAAGACAAUAUCCACUACCUGCAGACGUACGAGUCUAUGUGCGCUCCCCUUGAGUCUGGGGAUCUGCCAGCCGUGAAUGUCAAUCAUGAAGCUUCUUUUGAGCCUGUAAAAGACACCAUCCUGGGUCUGAGGGAGCGAAUCGAGGAUCUCUGCAACCUGGAGCUCGGCAAGAUCACUAAACAAGUAAAUGACACAACACUGUUCACUUUCGGAGCCUCCGGCCGGAAUGGACAAAAAGGAGGGAUUUUAAAAUUGUUUUCCGGUCUUGGCGCCCGAAACACAAACACCCGCUCACAGGCUUCUACACCCGCUAUCUCAAUUGGAGGGCGAAGUACAGACAAACGAGGACUUGGUAUAGGACUCAGAAGUCAAGAUGUGAGGAGCAGAGACACACCUCGAGUUGAGAACAGAGCUAACACAAGCUCCCCCAGACUGAGGGACAGACAGCGGAGAGAGGACAGAGAAACAUUGAGGGAGCCUAACCCCAGAGCCAGCACCAGGUCCAUCAUCAACCCCAGUCCGAGCCCCACUCCCAGCCGUAGAGAAUCUCAGUCACUCUGGAGCAGGUCUAGCCAGAGCCAGGCUGCCCUUGCUGCAGCCACAACUCUGACUCCAGUCCCAGCCACCCUGACUCCAGCUCCUGCUCCGACUCCAGCUCCUGCACCAGCAUCUACUGGACCUUUCAGUCGGAUGGCGUCGAUCAACAGCCUCUUUCGCUCCCGUCGCCGUGGCACCAACCAGGCUACUCCAGCUGCACAAGCCAAUAACGCGCCACCUGCAGGAGGAAAUCCAUGGGCCAUGGCUGCUGUGUCUGAAAGUCCCACAGAGAUUAACCCCGGCCUCUUUUUGGACUCGCCCACUCCGGUCUCCAUGACUCACGCUCCAGCUUUCCCCGCACUGAGGGAAAUCAGCCUCGACAGUAUCCAGGCCCCAGAGCCGAGGGCUAGAGAGGAGUUCCUGCAAUACUCAGUGAGCUUGACCCUCGACCCCAACACAGCCCACAGACGGCUGACUCUCUCUGACAACAACACUAAAGCCACCCUGCAGGGGGCGGCGCAGCUUUACCCCGACAGCGCCCAGCGUUUUGAUGGCUGGACCCAGGUGAUGUGCGACAGCCCGCUGUAUGCCCAACGCUGCUACUGGGAGGUGGAGUGGAGAGGCCAGGGGUCCUCCAUGGGCGUAGCUUAUGGGGCGAUGGCCAGGAAGGGCUCGGAUGCCAGGUCAGGACUCGGUUACAAUGCCCAAUCCUGGACCCUGGAGCUGUCGGACACCUGCUGCUCAGCCAUGCAUGACAAUCAGAAGAGGGACAUUCCAGUCGUGUAUUCCCCCCGUGUGGGCAUUUACCUGGACCUGUCCACGGGAACGCUGUCAUUCUACAGCGUUGCAGAGAGCAUGACCCAGCUCCACACCUUCCGAGCUAACUUCACCCAGCCGCUUUAUGCUGCCUUCUGGGUGGGGAGCAGAAUCGGGGUGGGGCUAGACUUCAGCUCGAGUUCUGACAGCAUCAAGAUCUGCCCCAUGUGAAGACCACAGAGUUGAUAAUUCACUGACUUCAGAGCUGAACAGAAAAGUGGACGUAUUCAUGCUGAUCGGCUGGAUGAUGCAAUUGACUGAAAGUAUUUGCAAAGUCAUACCUUAAAUGCACUUAGUGUUCUAAUGUUGAGCACAAAAAGCAAAGACUGCACUGUUUUUAGCAAACACAAAAGACUUUGUCACAGAUUUGGGGUUAAGGCUGUCACAAUAUCAGUUACACAGUAAUCGUGGUGCUAAUGUCACAUCUUCUAUAGAAAUCAUCCUUAACUUUAUUUAUUGCACUACCUUUCUUUUUUUGGGGGGGGUGGUUAAGAUGUUUGGGGUAACCGGGUGGGCAUGGAUGGUGAU
Messenger RNA from Archocentrus centrarchus (flier cichlid), 2929 nucleotides. RefSeq names its product tripartite motif containing 25, like (gene trim25l). Gene Ontology annotation, molecular function: protein binding; zinc ion binding. The record is from RefSeq and is a predicted model, not a curated record. Bases 113 to 2572 code for a protein of 819 amino acids. NCBI's taxonomy places the organism in Eukaryota, Metazoa, Chordata, Actinopteri, Cichliformes, Cichlidae. The transcript is spliced from 16 exons.